Rhincodon typus (whale shark) is the source of this 5084-nucleotide messenger RNA. Its product is annotated as microtubule-associated serine/threonine-protein kinase 3-like. Lineage: Eukaryota; Metazoa; Chordata; Chondrichthyes; Orectolobiformes; Rhincodontidae. Gene Ontology annotation, biological process: protein localization to plasma membrane; protein phosphorylation. Gene Ontology annotation, cellular component: apical plasma membrane. Gene Ontology annotation, molecular function: signaling receptor binding; magnesium ion binding; protein-membrane adaptor activity. The coding region runs from base 1 to 3285 and encodes 1094 amino acids. The transcript has 14 exons. The record is from RefSeq and is a predicted model, not a curated record.
AUGGGCAGCAGAGUUUUAGAUGACCUCAAGUGUAGGGAUGGAUGGGAUUUGGGUGACCAGCCAAGAAUGUAUUUGAACGCUCAAACCAAGAGUCCUGGCCGGUCGUCAGUCUCUUUUGAUAAUGAGAUUGUGAUGAUGAACCAUGUUUACAAAGAACGCUUUCCUAAGGCUACAGUUCAAAUGGAGGAACGACUUCAGGACAUUAUCAGCAGCUUUUCACCCAGCAGUGUCCUGCCACUUGCAGAUGGAGUGCUUGGGUUCAUCCACCAUCAGAUCAUUGAACUGGCCCGAGACUGUCUGGAGAAAUCACAAAACGCCCUCAUCACUUCCCGCUACUUUCUCGAGUUACAGGAGAAUUUGGAGAAGAUGCUGCAGGAUGCAUAUGAACGGGCAGCAAGCGAUGAGGUCAUGUUCAUUACUCAGUUGGUCAGGAAAUUACUGAUGGUCAUCGCCCGGCCAGCUCGGCUCCUUGAAUGUUUGGAGUUUGAUCCUGAGGAGUUUUAUCAUUUGCUGGAAGCAGCAGAGGGUCAUGCAAAAAUUGGGCAUGGAAUAAAGACCGAUCUCCCACGGUAUAUCAUCAGUCAGCUGGGCCUGACCAAGGACCCACUCCAAGGAAUUGUUCCAUUGGAUGAUGGAAACACAACCUCUCUGCAGAAAUCAGAUUUUCAGGAUGUUUAUAGUAGUUCUGAGCAUCUGGCAUCUCCUUCCAGCCUGAGCCCUUCAUCAGCGGAAUGCAGCCAGAGUGAGGAACGAGGAGAGCAACACAGUCCAAAGCACUCACUGAACACAAGCCCUGGCCUGAGACCCCGAGCCUCCUCAGCAUGCUCCCACUUUGACAAAGGUGUCAGUGCCACUCACUGUGUUUCCAGCUCGGACACCAUACCCUGGUUUGCAUUCUCCAACGAGGAUGAGAGUGAGAUCUCAGCACUGACCCAACAAGCAUUGCAGCCAGAGAGGCAAGGAUUGCAAACAGAGUCAAGCAGAACCAGAGCUCGAACAUUCUCAGAUGUUCUUACCAACAGUAUUAAUCGCAUACGCAUACGUAGCAACAGCAUGGGGCACAGAAGCUCCACUCCGAAAGGACUGUGUCCUAUAACACCUCACAAAAUCAAGGGUCAGCUUGAAAUGACAGAGGAGAGUUGGUUGGCCACUGCAAGUACAGUGCCCAAGUCUGCAUCAGUCAGCGCCCUCUCACUUACUAUCUCACCUGAUGGGUUUGCUUCUGUUCCACUGGUUGGUCCUGUGUCUCCAAGAUCAUUUUCAUCGAACACCUCAUCUCGAGACUCCUCACCAAGUCGUGAUCACUCAUCGAACAUCACAAGUCUGCGAACUCCAAUAAUUAUUCACAGUUCUGGAAAAAAAUUUGGAUUCACGUUGCGAGCAAUUCGAGUUUAUGUGGGGGACAGCGACGUAUAUACUGUGCACCAUAUGGUUUGGAGUGUAGAAGAAGGAGGCCCAGCUCAUGAGGCAGGAUUGAGUGCUGGUGACCUGAUCACACAUAUCAAUGGAGAAUCUGUCCUGGGACUUGUUCACACAGAGGUGGUGGAACUCCUCCUGAAGAGUGGAAACAAGGUAGUGCUGUGCUCCAUGCCACUGGAGAAUUCUUCGAUAAAGAUUGGCCCUGCCAGGAAGAUGAGCUUCAAAGGCAAGAUGGCUCGAUGUAGCAAAAGGAACCGAAGGAAGGAUGGCCAGGAAAGAAAGAGAUCACACUUCAAGAAGAUUUCCAAGCAGGCACCAGCGAUACGCACGAGCAAAAGCUUCUCAUCUGCCUUGCAGCUGUCUCUUUCACCCAGUGAAAGUGUUCCAGGGUCACCAACGCACAGUCUGUCUCCAGGACCAGCAACACCCUGCCCAAGUCCUGCUCCUGAGCUCAAUUCAGGGAUUAAUUCACCUCAGAACAUCUCCCCUGGAUCAAGUGCUCCAAGCUCACCAGCUGGGAAUAUCAGACCUUGCACCCUCCACGGACUGGCUGUCAAACCCAAUAACCAGCGUUACAAGGCUGGACAUCGUAAAUCUAUCAACAGCAUUCCACCUUCCCCUCUGGCAUGCACACCAUCACCAACACCUCAAGUGGCCAUGCCGCACCAUUCUCCCUCACCUUUAUCAUGCUAUUCAAAAAAUAUCCAAUCAUAUCCUUGCAAGAUGCUGUCACCUCCAACCACUGUUAGAAAUUCAAUUCGAGCUCGAACUGGAGAUUUCCCACGGUCACCAUUACUGAAAUGUAUGCAAUCAGCAGAGAAACUGUCAGCUGCACAUGUUACAGAUAAGAAACAGUGUGGCUCAGUAAAACAAGCAGAAAUAUCUCCAUGUGAAGGAAGACAUGAAUUUUUGCAGAAAGAAUGUCAAAGUGUAGCUGAGAUGGACAAGAACCAAGGGUUAGGUGGCAGGCAGCACUCAGGAGAGAACAUAUACCAUGUUCACACAGGAACUCAGAGGCCAAGGCAGCAGACAGCAGAGCAAUGUGACAGGGACCGAGACAUAGUCAUGUUGAGAAAGCUAAAUUGGUCAGAACGUCGUGAUUCAUUUAAGAAACAAGAAGCAGUUCAGGAAGUGAGUUUUGAUGAAGCAGAUGUGACAUUAACUGCUACUGAUCGGCAAAGAAUGAGGAAGGAGAGAGUCAGUGGAAGGAUAGAGGGAGGAGGUAAUGCAGAUGUAAACUAUUCUCAGCAUAAAGCAGCAUGGCUCAGGAAAGAGUUCAUUUCUGACUCGAUGCCUGAAGCAGCUGCAGAAUAUUCUAGACUUAAAGAGCCCAACAGCUGGAAAUCAGUGCCAGACGUUGAUGUCUAUAAAUCAAGGAUGGAAAAUCCUACAAAGGGAGUAAUGGAAUGGGAGCGUCAGACAACCAAUCCCAUUCUGGGUUUGUGUGAAGAUCCUUUUGGAGACUUGUCAACAGAUAGUACAGAAAUCGACAGCUGUAGAAAACAGUGGGCACCAGUUCAGAGGCCGAAGGGAGAGGAAUUGCAGUCCGAGAUGGAAGCGAUAGCCAGAUCAACAGGCAUGUUGCUCAGUUUUGUACGUUGCCCCCAUCAAUCAGAUUUACUGCAGAGUCAAGAAAAAGCUCAAAGCUGCUUCAGAACAGAUGAAAGUGUAACGCAAACUGAGCUAAUGUUAGGUGCCUGUGAAUCUGGGCAUCACAGCAAAAAAGCAGCAACGUGCAGCAGAGGGCAUUUGGCAUAUACAGACACGGAAAUUGCACUCAAUGUAGACAAUAACAACACAAUCUCUUCAAACUCGUCAACCAGGAAAUCAACAAGAAAUCGCAAGAAAGGAAAAGUUAAAAACUGAGCCCUAUAGUUAAUAGAACAGAACAACGAGAAAUCAUAAAAGUGAAUUUGGACUAAAUUGAAUCAUUUGAGGAGUUGUCAGGGUAGUGAGGCAGAGCUGCUGGAAUAUGUUUUUAAAACACCUUUUAUGAGACUAAAAUCCUCAAGUUCAGUUAUACAGAAAAUCACAUUUACUUGGGAAAUCAUCAAAAAUUACUCUCAUGGUCACAGGAGAAGAUAUGUUAGAACAAACCUAGGGACAGGCAACAAUGUAUUUCUAACAGCAAAACUUUUUAAGGUUUUACAGCAGUGUUUGAUACAUAUAGUAACAGGAUGAUUGAAUGUAUCUUCAAGCAACAAUGCAACAUUUUCAGAACUAAAAAAAAUUUAACCUAAUUCUCAUAAACGAGUGCUACAUUUUUCAACAUUCAAACCUUGAUAAAGCAAUUUGCUCAUUCAGCUUGGAGACUUCCUCUAUUAUAUAAUGUGAUCACUUAAACCCCAUGUUCACUUGUUGGUAAAAUGACAGAGAAGCUGUUUGAGGUCAAUCCUUUGUAAUGGGUUUCCUGUAAAAACCCAUUGAUAAUCAGAAAAGUUAGCAGGCAGUGCUGAACAUUUUAUGGCAGAGUUUUCACUAUUUCGAAUUCUAGUUAAAAGUCCGCCUAUGUUCUGACCUUGUUGCUUGUUGAGAAGUGAAAUACUGCAUUAAUAGUUGACAUCAAUUGUAAUUUAGGAGCUUUACUCUGUCUCUAACCCCGUGCUGUACCUGCUCUGGAGUGUUUGAUGGGGACAAUAUAAAGGAAGCUUUACUCUGUCUCUAACCCUGUGCUGAAUGUGAAUGCUUGAUGAAACUAAUUAGAGAUGCCUUUGCAGAAUGCAGCAUUUCUUGGUGUGAGUGGAUCUGCCGAGCUUGUCAUUCAUCUUUAUGCACAAUUUUUGACAUCAAUCAGUUACCAUCUUGUGCGGCCUUGACGUAGUGGAUGUCAAUAAGUGAACUCCAUGGAAUUUAUUCUAUCCCUUGUGGACUGUAACUGUUGCAGUUUGUGUUGUUCAACGAUGUCGCUUACCAAUGUACUUUAAAAGUCUGACACUGAACCUCAGUCCUUGAACAUUUUGCCUUCUGGAAUGAGUAAGUACCUUAGUUGUGUGCUAGUUAUGAGCUGCUGGGGUUCCAGAUUACACGUCUAGGCUAAUUAUUGUCAAUUUUAAUCUUCUCUUAAUUGUUACAGAAAGACCUGUAUCAUUGACAGCCUAUUGUUGCUCUUGUCCCUGUGGUGAUUCAGAUGUUAUGUAUCUUGCGGCUAAUGUGAAGAGUUAGAUAUCCCAGCAUGCUAGCUGAGAUUCAUGAUCAGUUGGAAACCUCAUAAUGUCUGAGUUGACAGGCUGCAAGUUUCCCCAAAAAGAUUCCUGUUACAACAUCAUUAGUCACUGAAUUUGACAGAGAAAGUAAUUUCUAGGCUUAUACUGCAAACUAUUCUUGAAACUGAAAUGAAAUACUGAAGUAAACAAAGAUUAUUGAAAGUUCCUUUCUUGUGAGUGGUCAAAUCCAAUAUGCUGAAUCUGGAGAUGUCUGUCAGGAAGGGAAAAGUUCUCUUCCAAUUCUCAUCCUGCAAUUUAAACUGUUCCUCACGUUUGACAAGAUGCACCAUGACUCUGAUUGAUUCGGUGAGGAAUGAAAUACAAUUUUAACUAAAGUCGCACUCUGGGUUGUGCAUUUUCUUAUUGGCUUAAUAUCUAACUUUUUUUUACUUUCAACAUGCUGGAUUUUGUUUAAUUGUCUCUCUGUAACAGAUUUUAAUAAAGGAUUUUGUCUUCUUAACA